UUGGAAUGCAACGCCGAGAUAAACGGAGCGACGUUCGCGUCGACCCGCGGUCCGGAGUUCAGGGCCGGGCUUUCGGCGGAGUUUCAGCGGUUCCGCGCGGCUGCGGAGCAUGUCUCCGGCUGUAAGGACGACUUAAGGGGUGUAAGUUUACUCCGAGACGCGGAAAACGGCGCGGGUUGCCGGGGCGAGUGAGUAACCUUAGCCGCCUGUGCUUCACCAACUCAGCCGUAACGUUACCGAGCCGUGUUUACAGGCGCGCAGGGAUCCGUCCGCUUCGCGCACUCGCCAGUGAAAACGGCGACGGUACGGACGUGGCUGCUCGGAGACAGUAGAGGACUGAACGUCGCCUCUGUGUGUUCGACGGUGUUAGUUUCCAGCGCCUGGCCCGUGAGAAGAAGCAAUGAGUCCGUUGAGAAACGUUAAGAGCACCGAGGCAACUUAACGCUUAGUUUCUACCCAAACUGCCUGCUGAGAGACUCUGUUGGCGAGGUUAGAGCGCACACACACACACACACACACACACACACACACACACGUCUUGGGAAGUGUUCACAAGAAGGACUGACCUGACCUACUGAGGUCGAAGUCCACUGGAGUGGCUCUUCUUGCUGUUCACGUGGGGAGAGGUAAGUUAGAUGGUCCACCAAAGUCGCCCACAUGCCCUGGAUUUGGGAUCGGACUUGGAAGAAGAAGAAGGAGGACAACGUGAGAAAUCCCUUGAAGGCUGGAGGAAGAUGGCUGCGCUGCCCGGCUCGGGUCGGUGAGCCCCAGACUCGGUGGCCAGUUGUUUUUCUCGGCCGAGCCCGCGGAGCCGGACCGGAGGACACAUGCAGGCCAAAAAGCGCUACCUGAUUCUGGUCUCCGCCGGCGCCUGUCUCGUCUUGCUGCUCUUCCUUGGUGGGCUGCCAGUGCCGGCAUCCAGGAGGAGCCAGGUCCAGCGUGAUGGGCACCGACCCGGCCCCCGCUGGCCCCGCUUUUUGGAGCACCUGCAGCCUUUCGUUCCAUGGGAUCAGACGGAAAGCGAGGGUUACAUCGCUCACAUGUCAGCGAGGCAGAAGAGGGAUGCCAGCUCGGGCCUUAAUCAGGGGAGGCGCUGCCGGAUGGACUCGUGUUUUGACUUUUCUUUGUGCGCGAAGAACGGUUUCAAAGUUUACGUGUACCCCCAGCAGAAGGGGGACAAAAUCUCAGAGAGCUACCAGAGCAUCUUGGCUUCAAUCGAGGGCUCCAGGUUCUACACGUCUGACCCGGGGCAGGCGUGCUUGUUCGUGCUGAGCCUGGACACCCUGGACCGGGACCAGCUGUCGCCUCAGUACGUGCACAAUUUGAAGGCGAAGGUCCAAAGCUUGAGUCUUUGGAACGGCGGCCGGAAUCACCUCAUAUUCAAUCUGUACUCGGGGACCUGGCCAGACUACACGGAGGACUUGGGUUUUGACAUUGGCCAGGCCAUGCUGGCCAAGGCCAGCAUCAGCAUGGAGAACUUUAGGCCUAACUUUGAUGUGUCCAUUCCUCUGUUUUCUAAAGACCACCCAAGGACCGGAGGGGAGAGGGGGUUCUUAAAGUACAACUCCAUUCCCCCGUUUAGGAAAUACAUGCUGGUGUUUAAGGGCAAACGGUAUCUGACCGGCAUCGGGUCGGACACGAGGAACGCUCUGUACCACGUCCACAACUCUGAGGACGUGGUUCUGCUCACCACCUGCAAGCAUGGCAAAGACUGGCAGAAACAUAAGGAUGCGCGCUGUGACACGGACAACGCCGAGUACGACAAGUAUGAAUACAAAGAAAUGCUGCACAACUCCACUUUCUGUCUGGUGCCUAGAGGACGCCGCCUGGGCUCCUUCCGCUUCCUAGAGGCCCUGCAGGCUGCGUGUAUUCCCGUCAUGCUCAGUAACGGCUGGGAGCUUCCCUUCUCGGAGGUCAUCGACUGGAACACUGCUGCUGUCAUUGGGGAUGAGAGGCUGCUUCUGCAGAUCCCCUCCACCACCCGCUCCAUCCACCAGGACAAAAUCCUGUCUCUCCGGCAGCAGACGCAGUUCCUGUGGGAGGCCUACUUCUCCUCUGUGGAAAAGAUCGUGCUCACUACACUGGAGAUCAUCCAUGACCGCGUGUUGCAGCACAUGGGACGCAGCAGUCUAAUGUGGAACAACCAUCCCGGUGGUCUCUUCACCUUACCACAGUACUCCUCCUAUUUGGGCCACUUCCCUUUCUUCUACGCUCCGCUUGGUAUCAAACCGCAAGCCAAGUUCACGGCGGUCAUCCAUGCAGUAUCACCCCUGGUGUCCCAGUCUCAACCCAUCCUGAAACUGCUAGUGGCUGUGGCCAAAUCACCGUACUGUGCCCAGAUCAUUGUCCUGUGGAACUGUGACAAGCCUCUUCCUGCGAAGCACCGCUGGCCUGCCACAUCUCAACCCAUCAUUGUCAUUGAGGGAGAGAGUAAGGUGAUGAGCAGCCGCUUCGUGCCAUACAGCAGCAUAUUAACAGACGCUGUGCUGAGUCUGGAUGAGGACACUGUGCUCUCGACCACUGAGGUGGAUUUUGCCUUCACUGUUUGGCAAAGUUUUCCCGAGAGGAUCGUAGGCUACCCGGCUAGGAGCCAUUUUUGGGAUGCCAACAAGGAGCGGUGGGGCUACACGUCUAAGUGGACCAACGACUAUUCAAUGGUGCUGACCGGAGCUGCUUUCUACCACAGAUAUUACAACUACUUGUAUACAAAUUACCUGCCAGCCAGCUUGAAGAGCAUGGUUGACCAGCUAUCAAACUGUGAAGAUAUCCUCAUGAACUUCCUAGUGUCUGCUGUCACCAAGAUGCCUCCCAUCAAGGUCACUCAGAAGAAGCAGUAUAAGGAGACCAUGAUGGGACAGACGACGAGAGCCUCUCGCUGGGCGGACCCUGACCAUUUCGCCCAGCGGCAGACUUGCAUGAACAAAUUUGCCAGCUGGUUUGGCACCAUGCCUCUGGUCCACUCCCAGAUGAGGCUGGACCCGAUUCUGUUCAAGGACCAGGUGUCUAUACUGCGCAAGAAGUACAGAGACAUUGAGAGACUCUAACGAACCUGAGCCCACCUCUUCCGCCAAAGCUGGAAGGGGCAAACGUAACGGCAGAGCCCCCCCCGGAGUCUCGGACUAUACAGGGGACAAACGGGGGGGCCAGUGAAACCCUCAGGAAGCGAGCCAGCCAGGAGCAGCCGGGCGGGUGAGAAAGCGAGCCAGGCAGGAGUGGGAAGGGGACAGGCGAAGGAAAGGAGAGCGCAUUGUGCUUAAUGAAGUCCUCACUGUCGGAAAACAAACGAGCAUCAUUAACAUUCGAAAUGUAUCGGAUUGAAAGUCAGCCCUAACCAAAACACAUCUGCUCCACACUACUGCAGGAGUUUGGGUUUUGACAGGUGGAUGAAGCAAGCCUCUCCUGCAGAGCUCCGCUGUCACAGUGCCUGACCGGUUCGGAGCAGAGUGCGUCUGGGAGUCCGGAGGGGUUCGGCGCGAGCGGAGGAACUCCUUGGUCGUGCUGCUUGCGUUUCGGUAGUAUAAAUGACAUGGAAGUGUUUCUCAGAUUUGCCCAAAGUUAUCGUUCCUUUUGGUUUUAUUUUUGUUUUGUUUCUUCCUCACAUCUCUAGUGGUCUUUUAUUGGGAUGUGUUCUGAAUGGUUUAGACCAUGGUUUUAGUUUUUUUUGGGAGCGUCCUGUGACUGCCACUGUUGUUGACCAUAGAAACUAACUUGCUGGGGAGUGAAUGUCCCUCAGUGAAACACUACGACGUCUGUAACGUUUUAAAUGUUCUCAAACGUAACCGUCGUCUGAUCCUGUACGACUAAAAAUUCAACCAAGAACUAAUCCGUGCUUCUUGCCAGGCAAAAUUAGGAAUUUUUGUUGUAUUUCGUGUUGCCAUAUCGGAAUACCCGUCGGCCAUAGCUGGAUGUGUUGCACAUUUAAAAUCAGACGUUUUAAACACUAGUUUUGUUUUUACUCUUUGCUUUGAGAAGACGAACAAACCAAAGUAUACUGCAGUCUGUGUUGAGGGUAAGAGCGAGAGAAUCAGUGAGAAUUCCGUUUCUGUUGUUUCCUAAAUUGGAUUUCUUUUUGCCAAUCAUAACAGUUUGUCUCUCAGUAUAUAAAUGGUUGAUUAUAUAGAGCACGAUAAAUUCACCCUGUCCAUUUUUUUGCUUUUGAAGUGUUUAGAGGUGCUUUACUGAGAUUUAAAUCCAAAAUCGUUACAAAAUUAAAGUUGUGUGCAAAAGUUUUGGCACCUCGCAUUUACAUUUUUCCCAGUUUUCUCAGUGAAGAUAAGAUAAAACACCUCUACAGAGAACAUAUUUUAUCAUACAUUUCCUUUUUUUUAUUUCUUUAAUGUAACGUAUAUGGGGGUGGGGGGCGGUUAUUACACAUUUUAUAUUUUCUGUUGUUUUUUUGUUUUUUUUCCCCACCAAAAUAUUAAGCAAAAAAAAAAUUGAGCUCUAAAAUUAGUUGGCUCUCCGUGUAGAGAUAUGUAGAGGUGAUGGGGGUGUUCAAACUUUUGCAUGCGACUGUGUAGGUAGUAAAUUAUACGCAUCCUAGACGUCAUUGAGCACCGUUGUUUCUGUUGAAGCACGUGGGAGAAAAAACACUUUUUUUUUUGACCCCCUUUAAAGAGAUUUUUGAGAUUUAUGCGAUUGCGGCCAGUCGUACUGCAACCAAUACGUGUCUUGAACAUUCAGAUCAGACGGGAACGGAUCUGGAGACUGUUAAACUUUUCGUCAGUCGUGUUUUUUUUUUUUUUUUUUAAAGACAGCUGCUGCGGUCAGUCUGGACGGUUUUUCAUUUUCCCACAGAAACGAGUCCAAGUCUCUUUUUGCACAUGGGCUCUGUUAAAAAUACGGUUUGUUCCUACCAUGUCCAUGCGGUGCCAUUCCUUCCUCCGUACAAGAUUUGCCUGACGUUACUGCCGGAAAACGAAAUGAACCGCUCGCUUCUGUCACUGCAAUCAAGGAAAACGAAUCGCUGGGCAAACGAAAGCUGCAGUCUGACCUCGGUGUUACUGAAGCGUGUCAGCGAGCUGCUUCUGUGUGUAUGGAAGUUAGUGCUGUUCUGUGGCAGGCGGCUUUCUCAAGGAAGUCAUGGUUUUCUAAAGUCAGUCCCACAGCUUGCACAUUCUCACAAUCUUACCUGGCUUUUUCUUUUUCUCUCCUAAUUACACAAAUGUGCCUUUCUCGAGACACGUCUGAGUUGUUUUUCCAUUUGCCUUUCAUGGAAAUCAAGCUUCCAUUCCUGUGUUGCGGUGAUCAGUGUUGACAGAUCUCUUCUUAUCCAGUUCUACACAUUAGUUGGUUUUGGUUUACGUUGUCGAACACUGGAUUUUAUUUGAUUUUGUUUUAUUUUUUUUGUUUGUUUGUUUGGGAGAUUCAUUACAAAAUUAUGCUGUAACUGACAUUCCUACCAUGUUUCGUAGGAAAAUAUCUCGGUGACGUAUCGGUUUCAUUUUGUUAACAGUUUCUGUGACCAUGCUUAUCUGUGUAUUUAUCAGACAUGUGGAUUCAUUGUAUGGCAACCCUUUUGCCCAGUGCGGACAACAAUGUAAUUGAAAGACCUUAUUUUACAGAGCUAAGAACAAUAAUAGGCAACUUACAGUUUUGUAAGAAAGGUUUUAUAAAAAAAUAAAUAAAUAAAAAAGAGGAAUAAAUAAUGUUUGCUAA
Molecule: messenger RNA, 5658 nt
Organism: Pygocentrus nattereri (red-bellied piranha)
Lineage: Eukaryota; Metazoa; Chordata; Actinopteri; Characiformes; Serrasalmidae
Gene: ext1a
Product: exostosin glycosyltransferase 1a
Exons: 11
Coding region: 828-3044 (738 amino acids)
Cellular component (GO): membrane
Molecular function (GO): glycosyltransferase activity
Source: RefSeq, a predicted model, not a curated record